CCCGAACUUUCUCCGCGCCUCGACGUCUUGCGACACGACUGCAUUCAGCGUCGCCUCAACGCGACGUCUAUCUAGAGCUCGAAAUGGCCGUGAAAAUGGCCGAAACAAUGUCGAGAUACAGAGGGUCUCUCAUUGAUCUGAACGACGGUCUGGACGCCCUCUGGACAAGCUACUUGAACCACCUGCAUCAGUACACUGCGGCGCAGAAACUAUUGCAACAACACAUGAGCGCCGGCUUCUUAUCACUGGCCAGAGCGGACUUCACGGCGAGUGGAGGUGUGCGGAAAUAUGGGAAGGACUACUAUCACGAGCGAGCCCUUGCUACCAGAAGAGCCACCAUUAGCCCCUCGGAGGAAGAUCAGCGGCUCGAGGUCGCGAUUGUCUCGCUGACCAACAUCGAACCCCAAGACCCCCAAGCAGGCCCAACGGACGCUCCCACGGCCGUUUCGGAGGACGAUAAGCCCGAGCAACCAAAUCCUGAACUGGACAAGCCAAACCCGAAGCUCGACGAGAAACCUGAUGCUCCAACACCUUCGCCAUCUGAUCCCAUCCCCACCACUGACCAGGAGGAGACCCCCGAAGAUCUCAAACGCAAGAAUCUGGCCAUGAACCCCUUGCGCUGGUUCGGCGUCUUGGUUCCGCCGGACUUGCGCUCAUCGCAAAAGUCCUUUGCCGCAGGCGUUGACAACGCUGUCGCGGAUGCCGUCAAUGCGGCACGCGCAAUGCGCGAGAUUGAAGUUGCCAUUCGCAAAGCGAGGAAGGACAUCCAGAAGGCUGAGAGAUUGGGAGUGUGAUACUACGGGAGGGUGGGCCAUGUAUAAUGAACUCGCGGUACUGUGUGCAGCAAACCCUCUUACCUGCUGCAACACAUGACGAAGGACGACUUCAAAACAGAUACGAGUGACACGACUGGACA
Messenger RNA from Neohortaea acidophila, 916 nucleotides. RefSeq lists its product as uncharacterized. The transcript has a single exon. The coding region runs from base 84 to 794 and encodes 236 amino acids. Gene Ontology annotation, cellular component: Vma12-Vma22 assembly complex; extrinsic component of endoplasmic reticulum membrane. Gene Ontology annotation, biological process: vacuolar proton-transporting V-type ATPase complex assembly. The record is from RefSeq and is a predicted model, not a curated record. Lineage: Eukaryota; Fungi; Ascomycota; Dothideomycetes; Mycosphaerellales; Teratosphaeriaceae.